UUGAAAACUCAAGAGAGCUCAAUUAAAAGACCAUGUCCGCCAUCGGGCGUCUACAGUCCUCGGUGUCCUUAUUUAAACCAAAUUCUCCAUGAAAUAGCAUUAUCCCGUGGCCCCCACAAUGGCCAGUUCGGGUGCCGUUCAGGUGAAACUGGAACUCGGUCAUCGUGCCCAGCUCCGAAAGAAACCCACCGUGGAAGGUUUUACGCACGACUGGAUGGUGUUUGUCCGCGGACCAGAGCACAGCAACAUUCAGCAUUUUGUGGAGAAAGUCGUAUUUCAUCUACACGAAAGUUUCCCGAGACCAAAAAGAGUGUGCAAGGAUCCACCAUAUAAAGUCGAAGAGUCUGGAUACGCUGGAUUUAUCUUGCCUAUUGAAGUUUACUUUAAAAAUAAGGAGGAACCAAAAAAAGUGCGCUUUGACUACGAUUUGUUCCUGCACUUGGAGGUGUUAGUUCUGGCAGGUCACGUAAUGGUAAUGCAGGAGGGCUCUACUUCUCUGUUCGGGCAGCAUCUAAAGCUGCCCACAUUACCCAGCAGCUCAUUAACAUUGACCUUCUCUGAUGUGAAAAAGAGCAAGUCUUUCCCAGGGUCAAAGGACAGGUCCAAAAGCAGCAGUGCUCUUACAACCACAAACAAUAUCAGCAGCAGCUCCCUCAAACUCCACAAGCCGUCUAAGGACCAUAAGGACAAGCCUUCCAAAGACUCAAAAGAGUCCAAAAGUGCCUUCAGAGAUUUCAGCAAGGGCUCUGGAAAACUCUCUAAAGAUUCUAAAAAACCCAAAGAGAAUCAACCAAUUCAGGAAGAUCGCCCCGUUCCCCAAAUGGGAUUCAAGGAGCCCAAGACCACAUCGAAGGAGCAACAUUCAUCGGAGGGUAGCUUCUCAAGCUUGGGACAGAGUAGACGGCGGCCUGUGUUGGACAGUGAAGGCCAUGUUACCAAAAAACGGAAAAGCAGUUUUUCAGAGAGCUCGCAGAAGCAGCAAGUGUGUCCUACCUUGCUACAGCAUCGCCAUUCGGAUAAAAAGGUUUUGAAAGACAAGCCGCAAGUCCGGCAUAGUAGGUUACAAAACAGUGAACAUUCAGAGAAAAGAAAACCGUCAGCAUUACCGCCCUUCCAGGAUGUGUUGGACCCGAAUGACUCGGACAUGGAUGACAACAUGUUCACUAGAUCAGACUCGGAUCAGCCCAGUCCAGCCAGCUCCAGUUCCAGUUCGAGCUCCGGCUUUGGACGCACACACAAACGGCAAGUAUUGGGUCCUUUACGGUCGGUGAUCGCAGAUUUGCACUCAGAUGAAAUCGAAGAGGAUUCGGAAGAGGAGGACGAUAAUGACAUGGACUCGGACAUGGAGCGACCGUUGCACACGCAGAUGACACAUCGCCACCGCAGGGUGAGUUUAAGUGACGGCAGUGAUAGUGAAAAUAGUUCUACCUCUUCACCACUGCCCCAUAAUGACCCCCAACCUCUACUGAAAACUGCCAAUAACCAGGUGAGCUGGAACAACCUUCUCUGUCAUUCCAUUCCUCUAGCUGUGAUUUCACUCUUCCAUAUCAACUCUUGUGCUUAUGGAGAGAAUGAGGUGAAAUUAUAUGUGGAGGUAAAAGAAAUUGAACCGUCAAUAGACUACAGAGGUGCUUGA
Molecule: messenger RNA, 1636 nt
Organism: Sinocyclocheilus rhinocerous
Lineage: Eukaryota; Metazoa; Chordata; Actinopteri; Cypriniformes; Cyprinidae
Product: protein AF-9-like
Exons: 10
Coding region: 119-1636 (505 amino acids)
Biological process (GO): positive regulation of DNA-templated transcription
Cellular component (GO): transcription elongation factor complex
Molecular function (GO): chromatin binding
Source: RefSeq, a predicted model, not a curated record